AUGCCUUCGGCCGUCGAAUACCUCACCAGCCCCCAACAGAACUUCAACUAUGAAUCUGAUCCUAUUGCGGCCAUGACUUCGUACGCUCGAAUGAUGCACAUGCACACCAAGCAACAAAUGGAUGCUGCAACCCGAUCAGCACGACGACGAAGUCCACCCGUUGGUGUUGAUGCCCACGCCAACGCAGGUCUUUCCAAGCAGACGCCAUUCCUUUCUCUGAGCGUUCAAGCUCGCCAACUAUAUCAUAGAGAAGCAGUUGGCAUCUACACCAAACGGGUGACGGAGCUGUCAGUGAGCAUGACGGAAUGA
Messenger RNA from Fonsecaea monophora, 309 nucleotides. RefSeq lists its product as hypothetical. NCBI's taxonomy places the organism in Eukaryota, Fungi, Ascomycota, Eurotiomycetes, Chaetothyriales, Herpotrichiellaceae. The record is from RefSeq and is a predicted model, not a curated record. The transcript is spliced from 2 exons. The coding region runs from base 1 to 309 and encodes 102 amino acids.